UCCUGCUCCUCCGCCGUGCCCAUUUGAGCCUGGAAUGGAUUUCCUCAUCUGCCCAUCUCUCUACACCUGUGUUCACCUGUAAAUAGUCAAUCAAGCCCUCCCGGGAAAUGACAGACGACCAGAUUCUGAACCUAAAUUUGUUUGCCUGGCAUAUGCUCCUCCCAAUGCCCAACCCUUCCCCCCACCGCAAGUAGGGCAUUCGUUUCCUUUGGCUUCGCCCGUUUUGGCACAUGUUUCGCAUGGAAACAUCUUUUCCGUUUUUUUUGCAGUGGAGAAGAUGCUGAUAUAGUACGAUUUGUGACUAAUAUCAUACAGACAGAAAUUGCCGUCGCCUUGAAGAGAACCGAUGAAUGUGGAAGAGAACCGAUGAAUGUGGAAGCGAAACUCUCGCCCGGAGGUAUCAAGUGUUUAAAUAAUUUCUACCACAUUUUGCCUUUAAGAGGCAUUUUCAGCCGAUUAUCUUUCAAUUAUUGAUUGGCUGGACGGCUCAAUUGAUGAGGUCAGAUCAGCCGAGGUAUUGGGCUCCAGUUCCUUCGCGUUGUUGUCUCCAAGCUUCCUUGAUUGAUCGUGAAGAGCAUGUCGAACGAUAUCUAUCGGCUGCCACAAUGUACCUGCUCUGCUUUCUUUCCAACUAGCGAUGCGUUAAAUGCUCAUUUUAAUGAAUACCGAGUUAGUACUCCGCUACCUGCAAAUACAGAACUGAAUCUCUGCAGGCCCGAGAAAGCUACCUGUCCGGUCAGCUAGAAAUAUACCGGUCCCGCUCGAAAGCUCAUGAUGAAGAAGACGGGCCAAAUGUUUACGAGAAUGAUGACAACCCGGAGAUAAAACACAAUAAUGGUGACAAAAUGCAUAAUUGUCCUCUCAAAGAAUGCUAUCGAAAAGUACCAUUUAAAACCCAACAGAGACUUCGGCGACAUUUUGAGCAACUUAAGUCUUUUGUCGACUUUAUUUAAGCAGCAUUAUUAACUCGAAUGCAGAUGUCAAAUGCGAAGAGGUAUGUGUGUGCUCUCACCAAGUUUCAAGACGAGUGAGUGACUUCUUACGACAUGCGGAACGACACCGGAAUGUGGGCAAAGCCAAGGCUACAUACAUAAACCAGAUGUGUUAUGAGUGCGUGAAAGAGCUGACAAUGAACUAGGUCUUGCAGAGAGCAAACAUGUCUCUGGCACUGAAAGGAGGAGCAAGAAAAGAGCUCGCGACGUGGGAGAUACAGACUCGGGACCACCAGGAGCUCAAAAAGCCAAGUUGCAAACAUUUGGAAUGGCCAUGAUGAACGAGUCCACUUUUCAGCCUGCCAAUGGUAUUGACUCUCCACAAAUUACUUCACUAGACUUACAUCAAACAAGAUACACGACUAGCCCUCCCCUCCAGACAGUUGGCUACAACCCUAAUGUUGGCAAGCCUGUAG
Molecule: messenger RNA, 1408 nt
Organism: Sclerotinia trifoliorum
Lineage: Eukaryota; Fungi; Ascomycota; Leotiomycetes; Helotiales; Sclerotiniaceae
Source: the annotation of a GenBank genome assembly